Messenger RNA from Onychostruthus taczanowskii (white-rumped snowfinch), 1720 nucleotides. It is a transcript of the gene HAAO, whose product is annotated as 3-hydroxyanthranilate 3,4-dioxygenase. The record is from RefSeq and is a predicted model, not a curated record. Gene Ontology annotation, cellular component: cytoplasm. NCBI's taxonomy places the organism in Eukaryota, Metazoa, Chordata, Aves, Passeriformes, Passeridae. Gene Ontology annotation, biological process: 'de novo' NAD+ biosynthetic process from L-tryptophan; quinolinate metabolic process. Gene Ontology annotation, molecular function: iron ion binding; 3-hydroxyanthranilate 3,4-dioxygenase activity. The transcript has 10 exons. The coding region runs from base 387 to 1145 and encodes 252 amino acids.
GCUGGGCGGGCGGGCGGGCAGGCUGCUGUGGGGGUGCGGCAGAGCCCGGCCCCGCUCCGCCGCCGAGCCGGAGGGGCUGCGGGCGCGGCGGGGCGACCGUGGCAGGUGACAGGCGGCAGCAGCGCGGCCUGACCGCCCUCCGGCAGCCGCGGGCUGGAGCCGUCCUCGCAGUUCCGUUCUCCGGGGCGAGACAGACGGAGCCCGGCCCCGAGUCGUGCGAGAUCGAACCUCCUGACGGCCUUCGAUACAGGCUUGGGCCGCUGCGUCAGCGAAUUCAGCCUCCCGUGGGGUGGUGAUGCACCCCCGGUCGUGCUCAGGACCAGACCGCAGCGAAAAGUGAGCAGUUACUGGCAGGGAACUAAUGGCAUCGCUAUCAAUUAAAUGUGAUGUUUGUUGGAGGGCCAAAUGAAAGGAAGGAUUAUCAUAUUGAAGAAGGAGAAGAGCUUUUUUACCAGGUUCAAGGAGAAAUGUGUUUGAAGAUAAUUGAAAAUGGGAAACACAAAGACGUUGUCAUCCGAGAAGGGGAGAUGUUCCUGCUACCUGCCAGGGUACCUCAUUCUCCUCAGAGAUACAAAAACACUGUGGGUCUUGUGAUUGAGAGGGAAAGAUUAAAAACAGAAAUGGAUGGGCUAAGAUACUAUGUUGGAGAAUCAACUGAUGUCCUCUUUGAAAAAUGGUUUCACUGUGAAGAUCUUGGCACCCAACUUAUACCAAUAAUUCAAGAGUUUUUCAAUUCAAGGCAAUAUAAAACUGGAACACCAAACCCAGAUGAACUCCUGAAAGAAACACCUUUCCCACUGAAUUCCACUUCUGUUAUGGAGCCAUUUUCCUUCUCAAGCUGGUUAAAUGAUCAUCGUGGUGAAAUAAAACAGAAAAAAUCCUUGAGUAUGUUUGGAGAUAACUUUGAAACAGAGGCUAUAGCUUAUGGACCAGGAACAACUGAGAAAAGUAAAAAGAAUUCAGAUAUCUGGAUAUGGCAACUGGAGGGCACAUCGACUGUUGCCAUGGAUGGUAAAACCCUGACUCUCUCUGCUGGUGACAGCCUGCUUGUUCAUGCCCAGUCUGAGUACUGCUGGAAAAGAGCGGAAGAUUGUGUUGCUCUCUGCAUUGCUCAGGAUCCAAAACGCAAGCAGCCUUAUAAAUAACUCCUGUGUCAGCUGGCUUUGAGGACAACCAAGUUUUAACCUACCUAUCUUAAUUAUCUUUUACUCAGAAUACCUGGAAAUUUGAAUACUCUAACAUAAUGAUUAAGUGGAGUCAAGUGCUGUACCCAAUUAAAACUUUUUUCCCCAAGUAGUUAAAGUUUUAGCAAAAUUCAUAAUCAGUAUUUUUAAGAUCUAGCAUUUUGUUUUAUUUUAUCUGAAAGGAAAUGACCAUAUAUCCAAGUAGCAGGAUUACUUACCUAAUAAUACAUGAUACUAUCUAGAUUAAAUUAGAGUUUUUUGAAAUGCAAGUCUCUGCCACAAGAUGUAGAAAAGGAGAUGGGACAGAUACUGUUACACUACUUAGGUAACAGGCUGGAUGCUGUGUGCACACUACACUGAAGGUAACACUGCAAUGGGACUAAACAGGAGCACCUGGGUCAUGGGUGUGCUCCUGUGCAGCAGAAUGUUAAAGGGUAAGAGAGCAAAAAAAUUAUUAUAAUCCGUUUCUAUUAACUGCUGCUUCUUUUUGAACAAUGAAGUUUCUUGCAGAAAUGAUAAGUGUCAAAUUAUAUUUU